Mytilus trossulus (common blue mussel) is the source of this 916-nucleotide messenger RNA. RefSeq lists its product as uncharacterized. Bases 81 to 779 code for a protein of 232 amino acids. The transcript is spliced from 5 exons. The record is from RefSeq and is a predicted model, not a curated record. Lineage: Eukaryota; Metazoa; Mollusca; Bivalvia; Mytilida; Mytilidae.
CCUCGUUUAUGCAUAUAUAAAUAUCAAAAUUUUCUAGUUUAGAAAUCAGAUUUAAUUUUGACUUGAUAAAAGAAAUUAUAAUGGUUCCACUUCAACUUUAUAUUGCUGUCAUAGCUGUAACGCUUUCUUCUGCUCUCCCUGGUCCAAAAAAGGAUAAUAAAUGGCAGCUCUGUCAGAAAUACGACUUGUUGUAUAAACAAUGUCUACCACCAUCGGACUGGAUUUGUGAUAAGAGUCAGAUUCCAGAGACCUACGUUUCAUUCAACAUCCGUAAAGCAAUGGAUCUCUCAGAUAGAGGUUUUGUGAAUUUCUUAAAACACAGCAGAGAAUGCAAUGGUGUCUCAAAACACGUAUUCUCUAAACAAGAUAAAAUGGAGGAUAUCAGAGGAGCUGGAGCGAAUGUGGCUAGAGUCCAUAAAUUUCCUAUGUGCAGAGAAGUGAAGACGCUUGUUACCCAUGUUUAUAGACCAUUCUAUAACGCAAUAACUGAUGUCAAAACAGGCUCUGAAAUUUGUGAAGUUGUUUUAAGCGACAGAGCCCAAAUUGUUUAUAAAGUGGAGUGUUUAGGUCAUAAGAGAACAACAAAAUGUAGAUUUCACUAUGCACCACAAAAAGAUUAUUACUGCCGACCAACCAAUUACGUCACAAGAACCAUGGUUAUUUUAUGCCCCAGCGACAAUGGAAUAUUAACCUACCACGUUGAGAAGAUCCCAACAGCCUGUAGUUGUGUAAAGGUUGGAUGUGACGAUACAUUCCCCCUCAAAAAACUUCUCCAUUAGUGAAGGAACAGUAUUAAGUCACUAACAAGGGCAUGUGCAAUAUAUUUCAUCCUCAUCAUUUAUGUGUAUUGUCUUUAAUGUUUAUGUCUACUUACAAACAACAACAAUAAUAUUGAAUAAAAAAUAGAUUUAAAAUU